CGGAAGCAGACCGGCCGCCUGCGUAGCCGCAAAGCUAGCAGCUGAGCACGAUAGAUGCAUCGAAUAUUGUUAUUAAAUCAUAUUUACCCUGUUUUUUAAUUCUCAAAUAACCAUGGAAUUGUCUGAACUAUUGUACAAUAAAGCGGAGUACAUCGAGACGGCGUCUGGCAACAAAGUAAGCAGGCAAUCCGUGUUGUGUGGAAGUCAAAACAUUGUUCUCAAUGGCAAAACUAUUGUCAUGAAUGACUGCAUUAUCAGGGGAGACCUGGCUAAUGUCAGAGUGGGAAGACACUGUGUUGUAAAAAGCCGGAGUGUAAUAAGACCCCCUUUCAAGAAGUUCAGCAAAGGAGUGGCAUUUUUCCCGCUGCACAUCGGAGACCAUGUCUUUAUUGAGGAGGAUUGCGUGGUCAACGCAGCACAGAUCGGUUCUUACGUCCACAUUGGCAAGAACUGUGUAAUUGGUCGCCGGUGUGUGCUGAAAGACUGCUGCAAGAUCUUAGACAACACAGUGCUUCCUCCUGAGACGGUGGUGCCACCUUUCACGGUCUUCUCUGGAUGUCCAGGUUUAUUUUCAGGAGAACUUCCAGAGUGCACACAGGACCUGAUGAUAGAUGUAACCAAGAGCUACUACCAGAAGUUCCUGCCCCUCAGCCAGAUCUGAAUCCCACACCCGCCCUCUCAACCUGGCCCCCUCAGAUCAGCCAGAUAUUGUGGUUUUGCAUCAGACCAGUUCAGACUCUAUCCUUCAGCCCUGAGGAGAAACAUCUGAUUUGAGCCCUAUAACUUUCAACCUAAUACGCCUAAGAAACUACACAUACAAAAUAAAGUCCGAUACAGCUGCACAAGUCUAAAACACACACAGCAGCUUGUCUUUUUAAACCAGAAAACCAUUAACAUAUCUAAGUGUACAAAAAAAACAUUUGUCAUCCUGGCAAGUCUGUGAUGCCUCAGACACAGAUUUCAACACCGCAGAUCUAUGAUUUUCCUUUUCAGUGUGUUGUGGUCAAACUCAAUGUCCAUCUUUGCUCUGUGGCUCUCUAACUGCAGUCACAGGUGACGAUGAAGAGGUGGAAGAGCAAUGAAGAAUUUCCAACAAUUACACAGCUCGAUGUUAAACACCAAUGGACCAAAGUGGUAGCAACAGUUCUUUAAACCAUGUUGGCUGUACAUGUUUUACACUUAAUGAAGAAAAAUGUCCUGUAGUGGUGAUUUUUAAACUUAGACCUUGUACUUGCUUGUUUUUUCUUUUCUUUGAUUUUCUUUUUUUUUGUGCAUUUUUAUUUCACCCUUCUGCUCUUUGCAUUUAUUUUCUAUGAGUGUAUAAUAACUGCAGCCACUACUAAAAUAUUUAAGCAUACAAAUAAACGUACAUGUUUGAAAACAUGACUCAAAAGUGAGAGAGCUUUUUACACGUGAUGAUCCACUCCCUGGAUAAAAAAGAUGUAAAAAAAAAAAGACUGAUACUUUGUUGUACCACCUUUAGCUACGACUUAUUCGUCGCGUCUGUCUUUGCCCGAGUCUCUGUAUUAUGGACUACAGUCGGUCUGCUGUGUAAAACUCUUCUGCAGCUCAACCUAACGUUCAUCAAGAGGGUUGAGGUCUGAUGUUUCUUCUGGAGGUAUUUGUGUGAA
Molecule: messenger RNA, 1631 nt
Organism: Cololabis saira (Pacific saury)
Lineage: Eukaryota; Metazoa; Chordata; Actinopteri; Beloniformes; Belonidae
Gene: dctn5
Product: dynactin 5
Exons: 6
Coding region: 113-661 (182 amino acids)
Source: RefSeq, a predicted model, not a curated record